CCAGAAAAAGUAUUUUGACUAUGACAACACUAAACGAAUGGCCGAGUUGUUACUGCAUUGCAUAUUUUCAAUAAAACGGUGUUAUUUAUAUCUAUUUUCAAUAUUUGGUGAUUGUUUCAACUCUAAUGUAUUCGUGUUAGUGUAGUUUUAUCCUAAAUUGUGUUUGUGACUUACAAAAAUGUUAUACGAAAACGUCGUUAUGGACCGCAGUUCAUUGCCUUAUGUAAAACUUGAAAUAGUGUUUCUUCCGUGAGUGACCGAAAUAUACGGUGACUUAUGUGUUUAGUGUAAUUGUUUUAUUUUGUGGUGAUCAAAGUGAUAAAAUGUCUAAUUCGACCGCGCAAGUGCUUAUGAAAAAGGGUAAACGGGGUGCUGCCGCAUACAUACACGCGGACUGUGAGAAUGGCUCACCACAGCACCUGGGUCCACUGCUGGACGUACUGCUGAACCCUGGGAAGGCCAUAGACGAGUGGGAGACGAUAGACUGGUGCCGGUGGCUGCUGGCCGGCGGCAGGACGCCUGACGAGUUCGCGACUAUAGUCCGGAGCUACGACAAACACGACAAAUGCGGGCUGGUGUGGAUCCCGCGCGUCGUGGCGUACAGAUGUCGCACAUGCGGCAUAUCGCCGUGCAUGUCCAUAUGCCGCGAGUGCUUCCACCGCGGCGACCACUCUACGCACGACUUCAACAUGUUCCUGUCACAGGCCGGCGGCGCCUGCGACUGUGGAGACAAGUCUGUCAUGAAGGAAGAUGGGUUCUGCAGCAACCACGGUAACAAAUGCCCGCGGCCGGGGGACGUGCCCGCCGCGCUCAUGUGUGUCGCGGAGGCCAUGAUGCCGCGGCUCAUACUGCGUCUGCUACAACACUUCAGAGAAAACAGUUGUUGCGGCACACAGCCCACGUCAGACAACUACAGGAUCACGGUCCAGGAGUGCGAGGGCUACGUCAAGAUGCUGAUGGAGUUCAACAACAUGGGCGACCUUAUGCGGUCGGCCAUGACAAAGGCGCUCAUCAACCCACAGAUGUACCGCAACCUGGUGGUUCCGCCGUUUCCCGACACAGAAUACGGCUGUUACAUGGCCGAGUCCAACAAAAUGUAUGAGAGAGCGCUCGAGAUGUUCCCAGCACCAGAACCGCCUGACGAAUAUCGGCAUCUGCCUGCAUUAGCUCCACGUCUCCAACACAAUACUCUGCUCGACGAGUUCAUAUUCUGGACGUUCAAGUACGAGUUCCCGCAGAACGUCGUCUGCUUCCUACUCAACAUGCUGCCCGACCAAGAUUAUAAGGAGCACCUGACGCGCACGUUCGUGAUGCACUACGCGCGCAUCCCGCUGGUGCUGGAGGACGCGGCCGACCCCGACACGCUGUCCAACCGCGUCGUGCACAUGUCCGUGCAGCUGUUCUCCAACGAGGCGCUGGCGCUGCGCUGCGUGCAGCAGCUGCACCUGCUGCACGUCAUGGUGCUGUCGCUGCGCCUCAUGAUGGGCAAGAUCCUGGUGCAGAACACGCUGCACGACCCCGACCAGAACUUCCACUACGUCAUCGACUGCACGCGCCGCGUCAUGAAGGAGCACUGCUACUGGCCGCUCGUCUCCGACUUCAAUAACGUCCUGAGCCACAAGAGUGUGGCGCUACUGUUUCUGCAAGAUGACGCGCUUGUCGAUAUGUGGUUCGAAUUUUUGUCGAUGCUGCAAGGAAUGAACGUGAACAUCCGCGAGGUGGGCGGGCACAUCGAGUUCGAGCCGUCGUCGUACUACGCGGCGUUCUCGUGCGAGCUGGAGGCGGCGGCCUACCCCAUGUGGUCGGUGUUGUCGCACCUCACGGAGGCCGAGCACGCGCCGCUGGCGCGCCGCAUCAUCGCCGCCGCGCUCACCUACCUGCAGGAGUGGCUGGACGCCGUGCACUUCACGGCGCCGCACAUGGAGCGGUCGGAGGUGAUGCACGCGUCGUUCCACUUCCCGCUGCACCGCUACCUGGCGGCCUUCCUGUGCGCCGGCGUGCGCAGCAUGGGCGUGCGCGCGGCCGACGUGCUGCCGCCGCCCGACCUGCUGGCGCUGCUGGCCGUGCACCCGCUGCGAGUGCAGAGCCUGUUCUACGAGAUCUUGGCGGGUGUGUGGGUACGAAACGGCCUGCAGAUCAAAGGCCAAGCCAUGACAUACAUUCAGGCCAACUUCUGCAACUCCAUGGUCGACAUGGACAUCUACUGGCUGCAAGUGUGCGCGGCUCACCUGCCCGCCGACCAGUUCCUCGACAUGUGUAUAGAUAUGUUUGGAUGCCGCGAGUGGCUGAGCAUGCUCCCGAUGUUACCGUCGCAGGCCGCGGAACAAGACGCCAUGGUCGAAGGACUGCUCACCUUUCUGGCCAUCCUCGUCUCCUCUCGAACUAAUCUCGGUAACGACGAGCUGACACAGUCGCGACUGGAGGUGAGCACGCUGCUGGCGGCGGGCGACAAGACGCACUCGCAGCUGCUCGAGCUGAUGCCCGAGCGUUCCGGCAACGCGCACACCAGGAACUUUGAAACCGUGCUCAAAGAGUUGUCAACAUAUCGUCCACCGCCGAAAGGAUCAGAAAACUUGGAGCAAGGUCUAUUCGUACCAAAGCCUAUCGUGUGGGAGCAGUACUAUGACCCGCUGCACGUGCUGCGCCGCGCCGUGCACAGGAGGGACUUCCACGCGUCCAUGGAGCGGUUCUCCACAUAUGUACGAGAAAAGCAAAAGGGAGCGGCGGCUUCAGCGGGCGCGGCGGGAGCGGCGGGCGCGGAGAGCGCAGCGAGUAGCAGCGGCGGCGCGGGCGUGCUGUGGCCCCCGCUGCGCGCGGCGGGCGCGGGCCCGGCGGGCGCGGGCGACCCGCGCGCGCUGUGCGCGUCGGGCGUGCUGCACGGCGCGCUGCUGGCCGUGCUGCACCGCGGCGUGCACCGGCGCGCGCCCGACGCGCCCGCGCCGCACGCGCCGCCCGACCACGUGCUGGCGCUGGCCGUGUACCUGCUGCACGUGGCGGCCGAGCUGCGCGCCGAGCGGCUGGCGGCGCACGCGCGCGACGUCAUGGUGGCCGAGGGCGCGCGCGCCAGCGUGCACGGCGUGCCGCUGCUGGGCGCCUUCGCUGGCUCCGCCGUCUGCGACAACGCGCGCACCGUCGUGGCCAGCGUGCCCGCGCGCAAGCCGCAGCCGCCGCAGCCGCACGCCUUCCCCGCGCACUACAACCACCACAACCACUCCGACAGUGACACAGAAUGGGAGCCAUCAGAGAGUGAUUUAUUACGACCACUGCUCCCCACAUCGACAUCAUUACCAGCCACGAGUACUGCACUAGCUGUACCCACCUCAUUACAGGUGGCGCGCGGAGAGUCGAUGGCUGAUGACCAAUCAGACGCGGGCGGAGACUCUCCGCUUAUACGAGCACUUGAGGACGUGUCUCACGAGAGCCAAGCGCUGGCGCUACAGCCUUUCGACGCGGAGAUGAGCCUUGCGCUCACCACCUCCUCAGACCUGGACACGCCGCCCGUGCCCAUCGAGUAUGACAUGGAGGGCAGCGAGUGGAGCCCGCACGUGACGAUGCCGGCCCUGCCCGCGCCGCCCGCGCCGCCCGCGCUGCGCGCGCCGCGCGAGCCGCACGCGCCGCACGAGCCGCGCGAGCCGCACCAGCCCUCCACCAGCAACCAGGUACAACUACUGACACAAUCGGAGGACUCGAUCCCGGUGAACGAGUCUAUAAUAUCGCUGCUGCUCAAGCUGCACUCGCAGCUGUCUGGCAGACUGGACUCGUUCUCACUGGACGAGCCCGCGCCAGAAUCACAAGAACCUAUCGGCGACGGGCCGUUCUUCAUCGGGCGCGUGCUGCGCAAGCUGGCGGCGCUGGACGCGCGCUGCGCCGCCGCCAUCGCGCACGUGCGGCACUCGCUGUGGCCGCACCAGCGCGAGCGCCAGGCCGAGCAGCGGGCACGAGAGCGUCGCGAGAAAGAGGAGCGUUCCCGACGCGCCCGCGAACGUCAACAACAGCUGAUGCGCGAGUUCGCGCGGAGACAACAGCAGUUCAUGUCGGCCAUGCAGCUGGACGGGGCCGAGGCUGGCGCCAUGGACUGGGAGGAGGAGGAGGCCGUCGAGAAGGACUACGACUGCGUCAUCUGUAACACCACCACACCCACCACACCCGCUGAUCCUAUAGGGCUGGUUGUGCUGCUGCAGUCGACGUCGGUGCUGGGCCACCGGCGGCGCGCGGGCGGCGGCGGCGCGCGCCUGGCGCUGUCCGAGGUGGAGCGCGCGCGCCUGCAGGCGCAGCACGAGACCACCGCCGCCGCGCACCACUACCGCCUGCACGACGACCUGCACCAGCACUUCGACCAGGAGUCGUGGCUGGUGUCGGUGUCGGUGGGCUGGGAGGGCGGCGUGCACGUGCAGGGCUGCGGCCACCACCUGCACCUGCGCUGCCUGGCCGCCUACCUGCGCGCGCUGGCGGCGCCGCAGCGGCCGCACAACCUGCACGUGGAGCGCGGCGAGUUCCUGUGCCCCGUGUGCCGCCAGCUGGCCAACGCCGUGCUGCCGCUGGCGCCGCCGCCGCCGCUGCCGCGCUCGCCGCCGCGCGCGCACCUGGCCACCGCGCAGCGCCUGCAGGACAUGCUCGAGAAGGACCACCCGCUGCCCCCCCCCAGCCGACUUUCGGAAGCGAUGGGCAAGGCAAUGGAAGACAUGACGGCGACGGCGGGAGGCAAGCUGAAGCAGCGCUAUGGGUCGUCGCCUGCCGCCAUUUUCACGUUCGUAGCAUCGCUGGUGCGCACCAACCUGGAGUGCGAGCUGGUACAGCGUGGAGGCACGCUGCAGACCUGCGUGGCGCCGCGGUACAAGCUGCGCAAUGAAUGCAUCGUGCCGCUGAUGGUGGUGGCGGGCGCGCACUCGCGCGUGCUGUGGGGCGCGGGCGCGGGCUUCGGCGCGGCGGCGGCGUGGGCGGCGCUGGUGGCGGCGCCCGCGCCCGCGCCCGGCGGGGCCGCGCCGCCCGCCACCACGGCGGCCGCGGCGGCGCGCCCCGUGCCGCUGCUGCUGCGCGACCCCACGGCGCUGCUCAUGCAGUUCCUGCUGCUGGCGCCGCCCGAGCCGCCCUACCUGGACCUGCAGGACUUCACGUGCAUCGUGCGCGCGCUGUACUCGCUCAGCUACUACCAGGUGGUGUGCCAGUUCCUGGCGUCGGCCAGCGCGGAGGGUCGCGCGGCGCUGCUGGCCCCCGCGCGGCCGGGCGAGCCCGCGGGGCUGCGCGCGGCCGCCCGCACGCUGCUCACGGCGCUGGCGGGCUCCGACCUGUUCACGGAGGACGGCCCGCCCGGCGCCAGCGCGCCGCUCGACCUCGCCGACAUGGAGCGACAGCUGCAAGAGCUGCUGCUGCCGUUCCUGCGCAUCGCGGCGCUGCUGCGGCACCACCUGUACGGCGCGGCGCUGCCCGAGGUGAGCACGCCGCGCCUGGAGUUCGUGCGCCUGGCCUACUACCUGGAGCUGGUGACCGAGGGCAUGGAGUGGGCCUCGUGGGCGGCCGGGCGCGCGCUGGCGCCCGACAGCGCGGCGGCGGCGCGGGCCUGGGCGCGCCAGCUGGGCGGCGCGGCGGCGCGCGGCCAGCUGGCCGUGCGGCGGCUGCUGCGCUCCAUGGCCGUGCACUGGACGCAGCCCGCGCUGCUGGCGCUGCCGCGCGACUACGACCGCCUGUUCACGUACUACCACGAGCGCGUGUGCCUGCAGUGCGGCGCCGUGCCCAAGGAGGCCAGCGUGUGUCUGCUGUGCGGCACGCUCGUCUGCCUCAAGCAGCCCUGCUGCCGCCAGCACCAGGUCGCCGAGGCCGUGCAGCACGCGAUGGAGUGCGGCGGCGGCACAGGCAUCUUCCUAGUGGUGACGUCGACAUACAUCAUCGUGAUCCGCGGCCGCCGCGCCUGCCUGUGGGGCUCACUUUACCUCGACGACUACGACGAGGAGGACCGGGAUCUCAAACGCGGCAAGCCGCUGUACCUGAGCCAGGACCGGCUGGAGCUGCUGCAGGCGCAGUGGCUGGCUCACCGCUUCGACCACACCAAGCGCACCUGGGUGUGGCACCGCGACUCGCUCUGAGCGGACUCGCGGACUCCGGCUGCUCCACCCUGGCUCUACCACACAUGUCCACAAGGGAGUCUUGACUUCCAUUGUUUACAUCUCUCAAUUUCAUUUGAUGUGAUGUCACGUUUGGAUUCCGUUCGGUUGCGGUAGCGUUACUCACGAAUGCGAAUAGAUCUCGAUUAAAAGCAGUCGAUAAAUACAACAAUGUAAAAUGAAAUGAAUAAGACUGCUAAUAAAACUGAGUCGUAAAAGCUUGCCUCGAUUCAUCGCCGGUAGACAUAGAUAGAUUAACAAAAUUGUCUGUUAGUCGUAGCUCGAUCAUAGUUACUGUAUAGGACAUAGAAAAUUUUAUGUGUAACUGACUCCUCAGAUACAUAGUAAAAAAAUACACGUGUUUUAAAAAUAUAACAAAUUCACAGAAACACGAUAAUAUUCGUCAAUUGAGCCUUGUUCAUAACACCAAUAACUAUAUUUAUAAAUUAGAAGAUUAUUUACAGAAUAUUUUACCUGUUCUCUGGAUACGCGCUACAUUGUUCCCAAACGCUCAUUGAACAAUGCGCGUGUAUCUAGAACAUAGAAUACCAGAUAUUUUUGAACCGAAAAUUUCUUUAUACAACCGAUAGUGAAUCGUAAUCGCCUUAUUAUAUCCAAAUAUUAUGAAUAUCAUUUUAUGAAUAGUACACUUUUAAUAUACAAUUAAUGAGUGACUUCGUAUAUGUAUACGGUUUGAAAGUACGUCCUCAGGGUCCGCGGGCUCAGACAAUAAAGCCGUAUGCUCUCGUAAGCUGCGCGGUAGUCGUUACGUGUGCCCUCGUCUACAUAGAGCUUCGUGCAUGUUAGAGAUUAUUUAGCUUUCAGCUAACACAUGUUUAGCCGCUAGCGUAGCUCCGUACUGAUCUAAGUAGGGGGGAUUCAGCUUGCAAUGCAUAGUUUUUCAUAGUGAAAAGUUUAGUCAUUUCAUUUAGAAUUAUCUUUUGUUUAGUUUUGUUUUUAAUAUUUAUUAACUACAAAAUUUCUGAAUGUGUGUAAUUUGAUAAGCAUGCCGUAAUAACUUUGUUUAGAUUAAUGCUUAGGUUCCAAAGUUUUUCAACAUCCAUGCUUACUAAGAAACGUCUGUGUGUCAUAACGACCCACAUAUCAUCUUAUUCUUGCGAAGCUAGAACUUAGACAAGAUAUAUUAUAUACGAGCUGCGGAAUUUUCCUUUCAAACUAAUUCGUCUACAAAAUUAUAACUUAAUAUUUAACUAAGCAAUAACUAGGUGAUAACAAAAGAUAAAAUUGUAGGUAAUAUUGUUUGCUACCAGAUCAAAAUUGUUGAAUGUUCAAAUAUAUAUACAUUAUUAUACAUUGAGCAGCGAUAGGUACUUGCAAUGCUACUAUCGAAGUAUGCCUUAACGAAUUAUAUACAGAUAUUUACAAAGUGUACAUUAGUAACAAUAGUAACAGCAGUACAUAUUAUAUUAAAAUUAUUACUUGUUUGAGUAUAGUUAUAUGUUAUAGAAAUAAAUAUUAUAUAGUGAUGUACUUGAAAAUUUAUAUUUGGGAGUGUGGCCAGCGAAUACGAUUGACGACGCAAAGUUUGUUUGAAAGUCAGCUGGUAUAAUGCUUGGUCGAUUGACGUCUUACGAGCGAUAAGAAAGCUUUCGGCCUAAUUAAUCAUUUAUAAAUGUUUGUUAUCGUACUUCCCUGGCCAAACUCCUGAACAAUGAAAUUUUGUUCGAAGAUAAGGUCUCAUAAUGUUUACCUGUGUCUAAUGUUUGAUCAAACUGUAAUACCAGUGACUCGUAGGCUUCACUCGAGAUUUAUAUCACAUCGUAUGAAAUGUCAUCGAAAUAAUAACUUAUUUAUUUACUUAUGAACUUAGUGCACCACUACACUUAUCAAUUAUUAUAAUUUCCAGCCCCAAUGUUUGGUCAAACAUUUGAAAUAUGUUGCCGAGAAUGUCACGAGAAAGGACUGUCUUGUUUACAUGUCAUGUUACUUGAUAGUGAACAAGGCUGGUGCACAGAAGAGCCGGUUGGUGCGCUGUCCGCGCGCUCUGUACACGUAAACAAGACAAACACUUGAACAUUGUAAAUAUAACCUUCGACUUCAUUAGGGAUGUCCAAUGGGUGUUGUUAGGGCUGUGAAUACGUAUAUUUUAAAUUUUACUCGCUCCUCUGUUGACACGGUUGACGAAUCACUUUAGAUUUUAAAGACGAUUAAAUUAUUAUUUUAUUUUUUCAUAUUUUUGUAUAGGAUAUACCGAGUACGAUAUUAGCCAGUAGCCAGCCGCUUGCGGAUUUUCCAUACCUAAUUACGACUUCUAAAGUACUCUUCAAAUUUCUUGAAAAAAAAACUAGACUCAAAAACAUCAAAAUUAAAUAUAAUAUGAAGUAUUAAUCAACAUAACAAAUCAUCGCACUGCAAAGCUUACGAUACUUGACAGUUGACGAAAAGCUUUCCUUCGCUUUCAAUAUUAUAAGUCAAUAAUACUUACUCUGUAUACAAUAUCAUACUAAAGUAUCUCGUUGAAGUAUGGUGCUUUUCUUUAACUCUUUAUGUGCAAUUUGGAUGCUUUCUUAUUUCCUUGUAUAUUAUUUUCUAAGUCCUCAAAAAGUACAUUUUUUUCUGUUUUAUAAAAAUUGUGUUUGUAUCUAGUUUCUAGUGUUAACUAAAUUGUAGUUCUUAUUAUUAAGUUAUAUCGUUAGUAGUAUGUAAUCACAACGAAUUGAUUCUGUAAACAAAAUUGCGAAGUGUGGUACGAAAAAGUCAAAAUUACUUGAUGAGAUGUCAAUAUUUACGAUUUACUGUAAGAUGAAAUUUUCUCGGUAUGCGACAGCUAGCCAAACCGAAUAGUAGUGUCGAGGAGAUGUGACGACACAUGUAUUAUGUUGUUUUAUUAUGUUAUUGUCCCUUGAUGCUAUUCACAUGCUCAUAUUAUAUAUGAAUACAGAGAAAUGCUAUAGAGUCGGUAUGGCCUCUGUCCAGACCCGCACUGCUCCAGAUAAUAUUGUUAAACUUGUGUAUGUAUAUUGUUCUUGUAUAUAUUCAAUCAUUAAAGUUGUUGAUAUUUC
This is a messenger RNA of Trichoplusia ni (cabbage looper), 9121 nucleotides long. It is a transcript of the gene Ubr3, whose product is annotated as E3 ubiquitin-protein ligase Ubr3. Gene Ontology annotation, cellular component: ubiquitin ligase complex; cytoplasm. Lineage: Eukaryota; Metazoa; Arthropoda; Insecta; Lepidoptera; Noctuidae. The record is from RefSeq and is a predicted model, not a curated record. Gene Ontology annotation, molecular function: zinc ion binding; ubiquitin protein ligase activity. Bases 324 to 6080 code for a protein of 1918 amino acids. Gene Ontology annotation, biological process: ubiquitin-dependent protein catabolic process via the N-end rule pathway; protein ubiquitination. The transcript is spliced from 28 exons.